Messenger RNA from Plasmopara halstedii, 288 nucleotides. RefSeq lists its product as uncharacterized. The transcript is spliced from 4 exons. The record is from RefSeq and is a predicted model, not a curated record. The coding region runs from base 1 to 288 and encodes 95 amino acids. NCBI's taxonomy places the organism in Eukaryota, Oomycota, Peronosporomycetes, Peronosporales, Peronosporaceae.
AUGUCGUGGAUAGUUUCGGAAGAAAGAAGUUUGUCUCGAUGCUUCCACCAAUUACGAGAAUAUGCUGAACUCGAGAUUUCGUAUGCUACGCGUUUAGUACCCGAGGAUAGAGAUGACAUUUCUUUAGUCUGGUUUAACAAGCAAGGAUUUACUGGUGUACUGAAGGCAAAUAGCGACAAGAUAUCUACAGGCGCUAAUCUUGCGGAAGAACCAAACACUCACUCCCUUCUUUCUCGGAGCGAACGCGCUCUCGAUGAUGAGGACUGUCAUCACAGCGUCAGGCCAUAA